Messenger RNA from Alternaria rosae, 1435 nucleotides. RefSeq names its product t-SNARE. The transcript is spliced from 2 exons. Gene Ontology annotation, cellular component: Golgi membrane; SNARE complex; endomembrane system. Bases 205 to 1239 code for a protein of 344 amino acids. The record is from RefSeq and is a predicted model, not a curated record. Gene Ontology annotation, molecular function: SNAP receptor activity; SNARE binding. Gene Ontology annotation, biological process: vesicle fusion; intracellular protein transport; endoplasmic reticulum to Golgi vesicle-mediated transport. Lineage: Eukaryota; Fungi; Ascomycota; Dothideomycetes; Pleosporales; Pleosporaceae.
ACAAUUGGAACGCGCCCUUGGUUGCCUUGGAUCCCAGAGCAAACGUGGCCUGAGCAAGUUCGCGACUGCACACGAAUCUACCAUCCGCCUCGGCGCAACUUCCACGUCUCCUGUGCAUCCGCAGCGCCUGCUGCCCUGCCCACAAGUGGUGCGCCUCCCCUUUUCCCGCCCUCGCCCUCCCACCCACCACAACAAACCAUCAACAUGGCCGUGUCGAUACAGGACCGCACCGACGAGUUCCGCUCUAUUCUUGCACAGGCUCAGCGGCGGCAAGCGCAAUCCAAGACGGGCGCGCAACGGCAGUCGCUCCUCACGGCACAAGAGAAGACACAGGCAGAUGCCAACCCCCGGCGUCAGCGCUCUGAAUUUGCGCGCAAUGCUGCAGACGUCGCGCGAGGUGUUGCGAGCACCAUGCAGAAGCUCGAGCGCCUUUCACAGCUGGCCAAGCGCAAGACGCUGUUCGACGAUCGGCCAGUCGAGUUUGACGAGCUCACCUUUGUCAUCAAGCAGGACAUGACUGCACUGUCAGGCCAGGUGCGGGCACUGCAGCAGAUGAACUCGAAGCAACACCCCAAGGCGAAACCCGGUGUGGAUCAAGAAGGAGAGCACAACGGCCAGGUCGUCAAGCUGUUAUCCGACAAACUAACCAACGUGGGAACCAACUUCAAGGAUGUAUUGGAGGUGCGGACAAAGAAUAUGCAGGCAUCGCGAUCCCGCACGGAGCAAUUCCUGUCAACAGCUGCGCAGCAAUCCCACAGCAACCUCGAGCCAGGCAGGACCGAUUCUCCGCUCUACCAAACACCCCAGCGAGGUCGAUCACCAGGAGGCUUCGGCCGGAAUACCAACGCUGCGCAGCAAGACCUGCUCUCGCUUGAGCCUUCUGGAUCGUCAGCUCUGACGCGAGGCGCACCGCAAUCGGACGCACAACUACUGCUCAUGGAAGAGGCCCAGCCCCAGAACGCAUACAUCCAAGAGAGAGGGCGAGCAAUCGAGUCGAUAGAGUCUACUAUUCAAGAGCUAGGAGGCAUCUUCAGCCAGCUCGCCCAGAUGGUGUCGGAACAAGGAGAACAGAUCCAGCGCAUUGACGCCAACACCGAAGACGUUGUAGACAAUGUCGAGGGUGCCCAACGUGAGCUGAUGAAGUACUGGAGCCGCGUGCAGGGCAAUAGGUGGCUUGUCGCAAAGAUGUUUGGUGUGCUAAUGAUUUUUUUCUUGCUUUGGGUGCUCAUCUCUGGGUAGAUUGCGCUUCAUGGCUACGGCAUUUUCAGGCGUUCAGGAAGAUAAGAGGCGUUUUCACCAGCUCGGUCUGGCAUCGAACUGGACAAGCAGCCAUUGCAUACGAUGCUGCGCACUUCUCACUUGUACCUAUAUAUUUCUUUUGUCGCAUGUUUCACUUUUGGGCCUGGCUUAUGAUCACCAUUACGUCAUAUGAGCG